This is a messenger RNA of Akanthomyces muscarius, 1824 nucleotides long. RefSeq lists its product as uncharacterized. Gene Ontology annotation, biological process: DNA-templated transcription. The record is from RefSeq and is a predicted model, not a curated record. NCBI's taxonomy places the organism in Eukaryota, Fungi, Ascomycota, Sordariomycetes, Hypocreales, Cordycipitaceae. Gene Ontology annotation, molecular function: zinc ion binding; DNA binding. The coding region runs from base 1 to 1824 and encodes 607 amino acids. The transcript is spliced from 3 exons.
AUGCCAGGUUUCGCUUUCAACGAGGAGCAUGAAGCGACAUCAAGACGGCUUGAAGACAUUGGCACGCUUGGCAACCCUGCUUCUAGAGCGUGUGUAGCCAACAUACGAUUCCAAGUUGAACCGAUAAGCCAGCUACUAGAGAAUGUAUCAGCUACGCGGAACGAGGCAGGUCCCCGGCCACCCUACUUUCAGCUACCUACCAGAGUCGAGGCGAUGACAUUGUCCCAGUACUUUCUGGACAAUGUCCAGUACCUUCAUCCCGUCUUCCAGCCCUAUUGCCUGCAGCGCGUGAUAGACGCUGUGUAUAUGCACCCACAUGCCCAAGUCCAGAGCAAAGUGGCAGAUGUCGCGCUGCUGCUCAGCAUGAUUGCUAGUGCCAGUCAUCUAUGGAGACCACAGAGAAGCAAAUGCUUGGUCUUCUUAUCUGCGAAAGAAGCUGCUUCCAUGUCCUUGAUCUGGAGCAAUGCAGCGUUGGAUAUACUGGAGUAUUCGAAGCGAACUACUGCUGUAUCGAUUGAGGAUCUCCAGGCCACAAUCGUCAUAUCCUACGUCAUCUACAAUUCCCAAGGGUUCUCACCCAUGUUUCGUUCGCUUCACAGCAACAUUAUCAUGAUGGCUCGAGACCUUUCAUUGCACAAGACUGAUAGCCCCCGAAGAAACAGAGAGGCAGACUUGCCGCCAUUUCAGAUUGAAGCUGAUGUAAAGAGAAGACUAUGGUGGCACAUUGCUGCCACAGACUGGUUGCUCGCAUUUACCCCCGGACCACAAGAGGGCACCUAUUCUAUCCAGCCGUCACAGAUGCAUGUGAGUCAGCCGCGUGAUCUCGAAAGCUGCGAUCAUGACGCCGGGACUGUUUCACUGCUGCCUACCUCCUACUUUUUUCAGCGUGUUCGGCUAGCAGAGAUCUGUCGCGCGGUGGUUGACUCCCUGUCCCCCCUUGACAUGAUCGAGAAUGCAAACUACGAGCAAGUCAUCUUUUUGGACGGCAAAUUUGAAGACUUGGUCAGAAGUCUGCCGGCCUUUUUUUCGCUAGACCAUGAGAACGAACUCUUGUAUACUGCACCGCAGCUUACCCUCCAGCGCUAUCUGAUCCACCUCGGGAUCUAUACCAGACGCAGCAGGCUUCACCAGCCUUUCGUGGUAGCGGGUUUCACCGAUCCCAAAUACACGUUUUCCAGAACUGCUUGUCUGGCCUCCUCACGCACAGUUCUACAGAUUUGCUACAGGUUGGAGGAAACGAAGCAUGAGCUAGAGUUGAUCCCCGCCAGGCUUGCAACCGUGGUGCACCACGUCUUCAUGGCCGUUGUUGUGCUCGUGAUGGAUCUCUGCUCGAACAAGGUGGAAGGACUCGAGGAGCAGCGGCAUGCUGAAGUCAUCCGAGCGUGUAGGAUGCUUGACAGCUUAAAGCAAGACUCCGCCAUGGCCGCGAAACUGGCGCACCCUCUCAUCGAGAUCCUGCAGAAACACAAAGAAAGGCUGCAGCAAAGCCAGUCACCGGCUGUGCCUUUCACGGUGGAGGCACCACCUGCUGAUAGCGGGAUCAGUCAAGUCUCUCUGGAUCCGUCGAGCGAUUUCCACGGGCCAUUGUCCGACACUAUCGGCCAAUAUACAUCAGCGACGAUUCCCAGUGGCGGUGGCCAGCAGCCAGCAGCAAGAGCAGAACAUGAACAGCAACCAUAUGACAGGGAAUGGGAGUUUGAUGCCAUGAUGCAGCAGUACAUUGAUUUGGGCGAAAACAUAGAUGGGCAUUCUUGGAGUUCUCUUUUCGAUGACCUUGAUUCUCACCAUACGACGGAUACCGGGGGCGCUGUUUUUUAUGGCUAA